AGAUAAUGUUUCAAACAACCGAAGUAGGGGUACAUGGACUGACCCUGGUUUAUAUUUAAGCAUACUUGCCCUAUAUUGCACCUAAUUAAGGUUUAUACUUGGGCCCUAAUUGGGAUUUUUAUUGUGAUAUUCGAGACGAGUCAAUACCUAAGAAGGAUAAGACUUGGCGUAUGUGCGUUGAUUGCCAAGCCGUCAACAACAUCAUGGUAAAGUAUCGACAUCCUAUUCCUAGACUGGAUGAUGUGUUGGAUGAAUUGCAUGGUUCCAGUGUGUUUUCUAAGAUAGAUCUUAAAUCUGGAUACCAUCAAAUUUGAAUGAAAGAAGGUGAUGAAUGGAAAACAACCUUUAAAAUGAAACAUGGUUUAUAUGAGUGGUUGGUUAUGCCUUUCGAUUUAACUAACACACCUAGCACUUUUAUGAGAUUAAUGAACCAUGUUUUGAGAGGUUUUAUUUGAAAAUUCAUGGUGGUCUAUUUUGAUGAUAUUCUGAUUUAUUCUAAGAACUUAGAUGACCACGUGAAUCACCUUAGAACUAUUUUGGAGACUCUUUGAAAAGAGCAAUUGUAUGGUAAUCUCAAGAAAUGCAUGUUUUGCACCAAUUGACUUCUGAUUUUGGGAUUUGUGGUGAGUUCAAAGGGAAUUUAUGUGGAUGACAAAAAGAUUGAGGCAACAAAAGCAUCACCCACCCCAACUAAUGUGAAUGAGGUUCAGAGUUUUCAUGCUAUUGCAGGGUUUUAUCGAUGGUUUGUAAAGGAUUUCAACACCAUUGCUACUCCUUUAACCUUGACAAUUAAAAGAGCAUGACCUUUCAAUGGAGUGAAUCUCAAUAGAAAGCUUUCGAGCUUUUGAAGUAUAAACUAACCCAUGCUCCUUUGAUGAUUUUGCCUGACUUUUCUAAAACAUUCAAGAUCGAGUGUGAUGCCUCUGGUGUAGGCAUUGGUGCUGUUUUGAUGCAGGAGAAGAGGCCAAUCGCUUUAUUUAGCGAAAAGUUGAGUGGGGUUGCCUUAAACUAUCCCAAGUAUCUCAAAGAUCUCUAUGCUCUUGUUCGAGCUCUAGAAACAUGCCAGCGCUACCUCUGGCCUAAGGAGUUCUUGAUCCACAGUUCCACACUGAUCAUGAGUUCUUUAAGUACUUGACGGCACAACAUAAGCUGAACAAACGACAUGCUCGAUGGGUGGAGUUCAUCGAAUCCUUCCCCUAUGUGAUUUUCUACAAGCAAGGUAAGGAGAAUGUGGUUGUCGAUGCCCUUUCUUGUAGGUAUGCUAUAAUUUCAUCUCUUGAUGUUUGAUUCAUUGGGUUUGAGCAUAUCAAAGAAUUGUGUGUCAAUGACCCUGAUUUUGGUGAGACUUAUGCGGCUUGUGAGAAGCAUGGUGAGGGAAAAUAUUAUCGAGCUGCUGGAUAUUUGUUUCAUGCUAACCAACUUUGUGUGCCUCCUGCUUUGGUUUGUGAGUUGCUGGUUAGAGAGGCUCAUGGUGGCGGCCUCAUGGCUCAUUUUGGGGUAUCCAAACUUUGGAUUGCCUCCGGGAACAUUUCUAUUGGCCACACAUGAGGUGUGACAUGGAGAAGGUGUGUGCGCCGUGUCUUAAAUGUCGCCAAGGCAAGUCAAAAGUUCAGCCAAACGGGUUACCUCUCCUAUUCCUACUGCUCCUUGGAUCGAUAUUUCUAUGGAUUUUGUUCUUGGAUUACCUGGGACUAGGAAUGGUAGAAAUUUUGUGUAUGUUGUGGUUGACCAGUUUUCAAAGAUGGCGCAUUUUAUACUAUGUCACAAAAGUGAUGAUGCAUCUAAUGUAGUGGAACUGUUCUUUCAAGAAAUUGUUAGGUUGCAUGGUAUUCCUAGUACUAUAGUCUUUGGUCGUGAUGUCAAGUUCUUGAGUUACUUCUGGAAAACUCUAUGGAGUAAGCUUGGCACUAUGUUGUUGUUUUAUACUACUUGCCACCCUCAACCGAAUGGCCAAAUUGAAGUACUUAAUAGGACUUUGUCUCAAAUGCUUAGGGUUGUCAUUAAGAGUCAUAUCAAGUCUUGGGAAGAAUGCUUACCUCAUGUGGAGUUUGCAUAUAAUAGGUCUGUUCAUUCUACCACUAAGUUUUCACCAUUUGAGAUUGUGUAUGGAUUUAAUCCUUUAACCCCAUUGGAUUUAUCUCCGUUACCUGUCAAUGAGCGUGUGAAUUUAGAUGGUGCGAAGAAAGCAGAGCUUGUUCGAGGUUUACAUGAGAAGGCGUGGCUGAACAUAGAGAGAUAGACGAAGAAGAUACUGAAUAAUGUGAACAAACAUUGGCAUCCUCAACGAUUUGAGCUAGGAGAUUCGGUCUGUGUGCACAUGAGGAAGGAAUAUUUUCCCCAUGAAAGACGUUCCAAGUUGUUGCCUCGUGAUGAUGGUCCUUUUCAAGUCCUCUCCCUCAUCAAUGAUAAUUCCUACAAUAUUGAUCUACCAGGCGAGUAUGGUGUGAGUGCUACGUUUGAUGUUGCUGCAUUAGCUCCUUUCCUUGAAUACGACUUAGAUUUGAGGGCAAAUCCUCUUCAAGUGGAGGGGGGUGAUGAGGGCAUCAGCACCAAGGCGAUCUCAAUUCCAACUCUUGUGCGAGAGGAACCUGAUCCGGUCACUAGAAUUCAAGUCAAGGCAUUCAAGGGUCAACUUCAAGCUUAUUUGGCCCCAGAACAUCACCAAAAUGAAGGUCGACUUGUUCGUGGGACGAGAAUUGAUGAUCAUAGGAGUUGGUAAUGCUUCAAACCAAUUCCUCGCCCAUGGCAGUGCAAAACCCGAUCAAGUAAAUGAUGAGGAGAUCACGGAUUGUGUCCAGGGAUUUCCCCCAACCUUGAAGGCCAAUUCCCCGAUCGGGGAUUCGUGAAGGAGAUCAGUUUUUUCACCCCUAGCUGCUGCCAACGAGUUUUAUGUUUCCUUUGCGGAUAAUUUGAAUUUUACACCCAAACUCGGGUUUCUUUGUUAUUUUUGGCCCAAAACCUUUGUAGCCUAUAUAAGGGGAUGAACUAAGUCUUUUAGAGGUCAAUCAAAAAAUUUAUUUAGAAAUACAAACCCUAGAAUUGGUUCUUCAAACUCCAAUUUCUGCUAGCUCAUCACCCUAUCUAAAUAGUCCUUCGUAUAUCUGGACCUCUUUCCGACACGUGGAUUUUUUUCUUUUUGGGUUAUUAUCCUAUUUGUGAUCAUUGUGCUUCUAAUUGAUCUUUGUUACGUUUCUUAUUGUUUAAGACCAUGAGUUAGAGCCUCGACUUAUAUCAGGUAGCUCCUCUUCCUUAAUCCUUGGAGUGAUAAUGAGGAUGAAGUGGUUGAAGGUGAAGUGGUGGUUGAACUAGAAGUGGUGACUAUGCCAGCUCUGUGUAGUGGCAGCUUGGUAGGAUGACUAAUUCACUAGUGGUGGAAGGGGCGAGUAAGGACAAAUAAAUUUUUUAUAAUGAUGGACAUGGGUAACACUCACACCUUCCUGUAUAAGUUUAAGGUUGAGGAGUUGAAGUGCACUGUGGUAGCAACUCCUCCCUUGUGGAGCAAGUUAGCUAAUGGAACAGUGCUGAUGUGUAAUCCACUUACAAAGUAUUCACUUGGGAAAUGCAAGGAGAUUCCUCUUCAUUCGAUGUUAGAAUAUUAAAUCUGGCAUACAUGACAUGGAUGGGCAGUUGCAACUAUUCUUUCAGUUCGAUGGGCAGGUGGUGGUUUUAUAUGGAGCACAAUGCUGACUUGAUAUAUACACAUGUUUUGUCCACCAUUCUUACACCGUUUGAGUCGUAUUUCUCGUGUUUUAGGCCGAUUUCAUGCUAGGUUGUUCUUGUUUGUGAUAUUUCAGGUCCUCGUACGUGAAUGAAGUUUUGGGAACGAGUUCGGGGCCGAUUGGACGAAGAUUGGACAUUUGGCGAGAAGCUGAGGAAGCCACACGGGCAUGCCUAAAAACCCACACGGCCGUGUGACCUGGCCGUGUGGUACCAAAUUGCACGGGAAAGCCACACUAGCCAUGUAGGGGACCCCUUGGGGCCGUGUGGAAAGUCCACGGAGCUCACACGGGCAGCCUGGAAAAUCCACACGGCCGUGUGGUUUUGGCCGUGUAGCAUACCUGAGCCACUUAAGUGAAACGCGGCGUUUUGCACACUCACACGGGCAGCUGGGAAAGCCACACGGCCGUGUGGUAGAGAAUUUUUGGGUUUUAACCCAAAUUCGGCCAAAGGAGAGAGGUCGACUUUGUGGAGGAAAAAUAGAGUUUUAGAGAGAGAAAGUGCGAAGAACAAACCCUAGGAGCUAUUUGGAGUGAAUUUCUCACCAUUGAAGCCCAGAUUGCAUCCCCAGGAGUGAAGAUUGACAUCCCAGAGCAGAUUCUUCCCAUUGUUAUGAGUAUGACUACUUUGUAUUCUUUUUCCCUCUCUCUCUCUAUGGAGUAUAACUUUCCCUCUCUUGGGUAUGAAGAACCCUAGUUCCAUGUGUUAGGGAUCUUGAGUGUAAUGACUUGGGAUUGUUAUACUGCUUGAUUUUAAUCGAAUGAUGCAUGAUUCAUUGAAUCAAUUGAAGUCUGAACA
This is a messenger RNA of Linum trigynum, 4515 nucleotides long. Lineage: Eukaryota; Viridiplantae; Streptophyta; Magnoliopsida; Malpighiales; Linaceae. The record is from the annotation of a GenBank genome assembly.